Messenger RNA from Coccinella septempunctata (seven-spotted ladybird), 2476 nucleotides. RefSeq lists its product as uncharacterized. The coding region runs from base 161 to 2263 and encodes 700 amino acids. The transcript has 2 exons. Gene Ontology annotation, cellular component: nucleus. NCBI's taxonomy places the organism in Eukaryota, Metazoa, Arthropoda, Insecta, Coleoptera, Coccinellidae. Gene Ontology annotation, biological process: regulation of gene expression. The record is from RefSeq and is a predicted model, not a curated record.
AGGAGGAAUUUCAAAAAUUCCGAAGUUGAGACUGGUACCAAUCGAUUUUUCAUGAAAAACUGCACAUAUAAAAAAAAAUUAACGUCAAAAUCGGUCACUGUCCGUAAAGUAAAUUCCAGCUUGGUUUCAAGUUACUUUGAACGGUGGAUCUUUUUCAAAUAUGAAGAUGACGAAAACGUGUUUUGUGCCAAAGUGCCUGAAUUCCUCAAAGAGUGCCCCCAACAAAUGUUUUAUAUUUGUUCCAAGGAAUCCUACCAAAAGAAAAGCCUGGUUUGACGCAGUAGGAGCUACAGUUGUGAAAGCUGUUAGAUACUGUUGUGAAGAUCAUUUCAAUUUGAAGGAGGAUUCCAUAGAUUUUUCUCUUUAUAAAAGAACCAAAAUGACUCCACGGAUUAGAAAGGGCAUUGUACCGUAUUUAUUUAUAACGAAACCAAAUAGAAAUAUAUUUUCAUCUCAACUUGAUGACUCGGAAGAAAACACAGAAAUGUCUUCUGUGGGUGCAAGUCAAGAAAAAUAUCCCGAUAAACACAUACAGUACGAUCAUACUGCCAGUCGUGAAGAUGAAAAGAAAUGUCAUGUUGAAUUAGGAAAUGUGAACAUUUGUGAACAAUUUAUAGACGAAGAAGGAGUUCAUGGUAGAGAAGAAUAUAUAAUUAAAAAUGAGGAAAGUACAUCUAACUCUUCGUAUAUUGAAAUGGAUGUAAAUCAAUCACCUGCCACUUUUGAAGAAGAAAUGCCUCUAGUAUUAGAUCCAACGAGCAUUAAAUCUGAACCUGUUGACUGGGAGCAAGAAAAAUAUCUUGAUCAUACUGCCAAUUUUGAAGAUGACAAGAAAUGGCAUGUUGAAUUAGGAAAUGUGGACAUCUGUGAACAAUUUAAAGACGAAAUAGUAGUUCAAGAUACAGAAGAAUAUAAAAUUAAGAAGGAAGAAAGUAUGUCAAAUUCUUCAGUUAUUGAAGUGGAUGCCAAUCACUCACCUGCCACUUUUAAAGAAGAAAUGCCUCCAGUAUUAGAUCCAACGAGUAUUAAGUCUGAACCCUUUGACUGUGAGCAGUGUGAAUUUCCUAAAUGUCACUUGGCUGGUGUAAGUGAAGACGGAAAUCUUGAUAAACCCAUACAGUAUGACCAUACUAAUCAUACCUACUCACUUAAGGAUGACGAGAAAUGUCAUGUUAAAUCAGAACUUGUAGACAUUUUUGAACAAUUUAGAGACAAGGAAGUUAACAAUAGAGGAGAUUAUACAAUUAAGAAUGAAGAAACUAACCCAAAUUUCCUAGUUAUAGAAGACAAUUCAAAUCAAUCACCUGCCUCUUUUAACGAAGAAAUGCCCCCAGUAUUAGCAACAGGCAUAAAAUCUGAUAUGUUUAACUUAGGAGUUGUGGACACUUGUGAACAAUUUAUAGAUGAAGAAGGUGUUCACGAUAGAGAAGAAUAUAUAAUUGAAAAUGAAAAAAUUAACCCAAACUCCCUAAUUAGAGAAGGUGAUGCAAAUCAAUCACCUGCCUUUUUUACCAAAGAAACGCCUCAAAUAUUUGAUCUAGAGAAUGAUGAAGCAAUUCCUGUGACUAUCAACAAUCAAGAGUGUUAUAUGUGUGAUUUUGAGACCAAAGAUGAAAAAGACCUUGCGUUACAUAUCAAAUCUGUUCAUUCGAGUAUUAAGUGUCAUUUAUGUGAGUAUGUUACUAGCAGAAAAAGGGACUUUCUAAUGCAUGUCGAGCGUGUUCAUCUGGAUAGGAAGAAACAAGAAUGUAACAUUUCUGGAUGUGCUGCACAUUUGGAAACAACCCUUGAUCUCCACAUGAAAUCUGUCCAUUUGAAAACUAAGGAAUACAAGUGUCACUUAUGUGAAUAUGCUGGGAGUGCUAAGCGUGACCUUGAAAGACAUAUAAAAUCGGUUCAUUUGAAAAUUAAGGAACACAGGUGUAACCUAUGUGAAUAUAUUACAAGUAGGAAGGAGAAUCUUCGAAGGCAUUUUGACACUGUUCAUUUGGAUAUUAAAAAACACAAAUGUCACUUAUGCGACUAUGCGGCCACUGAUAAAAGUAUUAUCCAGCGACAUGUAGAAUCUGUUCAUUUGAAUAUUAACAAAUGCCACUUAUGUGAAUUUGCUACGAGUGCAAAACAGACACUUGAUAGUCACGUGAAAUCUGUUCAUUUGAAAAUUAAGGAACACAGGUGUCAUCUCUGCGAAUAUGCUGCAAGUAGAAGAGGUGUCCUCAAAAAACAUUUUGACUCUAUUCAUUUGAACAUCAAGAGAUCUUAAUGUCACUCAUGUGAAUAUGCUACAGGAUCGAAAGCUGAUCUUAAGAAACAUCUGAAAAUCAUUCAUUGGAAAACUGGUAACACAGGUGGGAGCAUUUUACAAGCAUAAACAUAUACUUAAAUAGUUGUGGAAAAUUUGUUCAUUCGAAUAGUAAUUAACAAUUAUUGUCAGUUAUGUAACUAUACUGUAAAUAUAUGAGGAUAUUUUUAAGCA